Messenger RNA from Cuscuta epithymum, 863 nucleotides. The record is from the annotation of a GenBank genome assembly. NCBI's taxonomy places the organism in Eukaryota, Viridiplantae, Streptophyta, Magnoliopsida, Solanales, Convolvulaceae.
GGUUCCAAUUAAGCAGAAAUGGCUCUCUCAGCGGCCUCUGUGUUCCGCAGGUAUCACGUUCUGUCGCCAUCGCUUCCAUUUACAUCUUCAUAUUUAUCUUUAGGCCUCCAAUGCAGCCGCAAAUUCAGCGUUUUUGCCUCUCAGUCAAUAAUGACGGAAGAAUCAAGCUCGCCUCUGAUUUCUUCGACAGCCCAACCGCAGAACGUUCGGUGGAAGCCGACGUGCUUGUACUUCACUCAAGGUAAAUGCACUAAGAUGGAUGAUGUGACACAUACUGAGAAGUUCAAUCACAGUUGCUCCGUGGCUGGGAAGCUAGCGGCAAAUAUUUUGCAAUCGAGGAACUUGCUGCAGCAGGGUUUCGAUUUUCUUCUCGUGCUCGAUUUGGAAGGGAAAGUUGAAAUACUUGAAUUCCCUGUACUAUUGUUUGAUACGAAAACCAUGGAUGUUGUAGAUUUCUUUCAUAGGUUUGUCCGGCCUUCAAAAAUGAGCGAGCAAAGAAUAAAUGAAUAUAUAGAAGGAAAGUAUGGGAAAAUUGGGGUUGACAGGGUUUGGCAUGAUACGGCUAUCCCUUUCGGAGAAGUUAUCAAGCAAUUUGAAACUUGGCUAGCUAAGAAUGAAUUGUGGCAAAAGGAGGGGGGUGGCUGCCUAAAUAAGGCUGCAUUUGUGACCUGUGGGAAUUGGGAUUUGAAAACAAAAGUUCCGCAGCAGUGCAAAGUAUCAAAGAUGAAGCUUCCGCCAUAUUUUAUGGAAUGGAUCAAUCUGAAGGACAUAUAUCUGAACUUCUAUAAGCGAAGGGCCCCAGGGAUGCUUUCCAUGAUGAGGGAACUGAAUAUUCCCCUUUUAGGCAGUCACCAUCUUGGAAU